AAUUGCGAGAUAAGGCGCAACUACUAAACUCUUGAAGGAGGAUUAAAAAAUUCAUUGGAGGUGUAAGUAAAUAGUGCGGUUUUAAAGUAGUAACUUGAAUUCGGUUUUAAAACAGCAGUUAUUUGUUUAAAAUGGCGAAUUCUUAUAAAUCUAAGAAAACCAUAUUAGCCCUCUACAUUGUUGAUGCUUUCAGUAAACAGCCAUUUAAAGGGAACGGCGCCGCUGUUUGUUUAAUUCCUUAUGAUCAAUCUGUCCCAAGUGAUAUCAAACAAAAUAUAGCUUCAGAAAUAAACUUGUCUGAAACAGCUUUUAUUAAAAUUAUUAAUGAAGAAGAUACCUUUGAAAAUACUAAGCGAUUUGCCCUACAGUGGUAUACGCCCACAUGUGAAGUUGGUCUUUGUGGCCAUGCAACGGUAGCUUCAGCUGCAGUUCUUUUUUCUAUAUGCAUAGAAGAGAUUCUGUAUGUUCUGGAGGCUAAUGGUGAUAGUUUACCUUUAUUAAGAACAAAAUUCAAAUUAAUAACUUUAUUCCUGGUUAUUUGCUCUAAUUUUCUACAAUUUUUGCGAUCUUUAUUUGUAAUGAACAGGAUUUUAUUCUCAAAAUUGAAACAAUAACACUCCUCAGAGGUGUUAAAAAGUAAAUUUUAAUUGAAAAAUUAUACAUAAAUUGUAAUGUAAGUAAAGAAGUUUUUUUUUUUUUUAAUAAAAAUAUUUUAGGAUCUUUUUUAUUAUAGAACAGCACAUGCUGAACAGUUAUCUGUAGAAAUCUGUGCACCAAUAUUACCUAUUGAUUACCUUAAAAUUAAAUCUGUUGUUCUUAUCUCCUGUAACUGUAUUCUUGUUUUCAAAGUAAGCAUUGUGAAUAAAAAAGUUUUAUGUCA
This is a messenger RNA of Stegodyphus dumicola, 880 nucleotides long. RefSeq names its product phenazine biosynthesis-like domain-containing protein. NCBI's taxonomy places the organism in Eukaryota, Metazoa, Arthropoda, Arachnida, Araneae, Eresidae. Gene Ontology annotation, biological process: biosynthetic process. Gene Ontology annotation, cellular component: cytoplasm. Gene Ontology annotation, molecular function: isomerase activity. The record is from RefSeq and is a predicted model, not a curated record.